Molecule: messenger RNA, 1068 nt
Organism: Gasterosteus aculeatus aculeatus (three-spined stickleback)
Lineage: Eukaryota; Metazoa; Chordata; Actinopteri; Perciformes; Gasterosteidae
Product: zinc metalloproteinase nas-15
Biological process (GO): proteolysis
Molecular function (GO): metalloendopeptidase activity; zinc ion binding
Source: RefSeq, a predicted model, not a curated record
GUUACUUAAAGUGGAGGGUGGAGGUGGUGGAGGUUCACUCUGCUCUCUGAGAACAUGCUGGGCCUGCUCCUCGCCGCGCUGCGCCUCCUGGCCGUCACCCAUGUCGACUCCAGUCCGCUACCCGACGAUCACAGAGCGCCUCAGGAGGAAUGGUCCGCCCACGAAGUGCAUUCAAUGCAGGCCGACCCUGAGACUCUAGAAGAACUGACGACGACGACGGCCUUGGUGGAGGGAGACAUGGUGCUGCCAAGCGACAGGAACGCGGUGACGAACAUCUGGCCGACCACUCGGGUCCCGUACGCCAUCAGCUCACAGCUGGCUGGUCGGACGGCGGACCUCCUGGCUGCCAUGGCGAUGGUUUCCGAGCACACCUGCCUGUCGUUCCACAAGCGGACCGCCGAGCCCGACUACCUGCACUUCGUCAUCGGCAACGGGUGUGCGUCCUACGUGGGCCGCAUGGGCGGCGGGCAGAGCGUGUUUGUCGGGCCAAAGUGCACCGUGGGUAACGUGGCCCACGAGGUGCUCCACGCGCUGGGCUUCUACCACGAGCACACGAGGAUGGACCGCGAGGAGCACGUCACCGUGCUGACCGACAACAUCAUGGAGGGGAAGGAGAUAAACUUCCAGAAGCACUGGGGGAACACGUUGGGCCUGAGCUACGACGUGCUCUCCAUCCUGCACUAUGGAAGUGACUUCUUCUCAGCCAACGGCCUCCCGACCAUCGUGCCCCUCAACUCUGUGGCCGAUAUGGGGCAGAGGGAGAAGAUGACCCCGCUGGACGUCCGCAGGGUCGUCCUCCUCUACGCCUGUGAGCUCACUAAGAACCAGGAUGAGGAAGAGGACGAGGACCAGGCCGGCGACUCUUACGGGCCCAUCCAGAACAGUACCAACCAGACCAGUUCUGACCGAGAGGAAGGUCACAGCUCCUCUUCCUCUCUGUCGGUGAGGCUGGACGCUGCCACUGGAGGGCAGAACCACACCGGCUCCGAGAAGAACCCUUAAAGGCUCCGUGCAUCAGUAUACGAAACAUUUUAAUGUCCACUGCUUCUAUUAAAAAGUGGAAACUGA